This is a messenger RNA of Cloeon dipterum, 3405 nucleotides long. RefSeq names its product DNA repair protein complementing XP-C cells homolog (gene Xpc). Gene Ontology annotation, cellular component: cytoplasm; nucleotide-excision repair factor 2 complex; XPC complex. The coding region runs from base 186 to 3224 and encodes 1012 amino acids. The record is from RefSeq and is a predicted model, not a curated record. Gene Ontology annotation, molecular function: single-stranded DNA binding; damaged DNA binding. The transcript has 8 exons. Gene Ontology annotation, biological process: mismatch repair; nucleotide-excision repair. Lineage: Eukaryota; Metazoa; Arthropoda; Insecta; Ephemeroptera; Baetidae.
GUUCACUUUUCCCGAAACUAGUUUUGGCGCGCAAGGCGCGCGCACUCUCUGACGUCAUGAAAACUCGCAAAACACGACCAUGUGUCUGUUGUUGUUGAGAAAAUGUGUGUUACGUAAGAUGAGGCUCUGAAUUGCCGCCUUUGAUGUUUUUGUAGUUGUUAUUUAUCCCUGUCAAAAAGAUCAAAAUGCCGAAGCGAAAGACCGCCCCAAAAGCAGAUGUCGUAAAUGAUGACAAGAAAAAACCUAAACUUGACAACUUUGCCGUAACCAGAAGACAGUCAACUCGUAGAAGCACAGCCAAAGCCCAGGAGUUGAUCAAGAAGCAAUCCGCAGAACCAGAUUCUGAGCAUGAGUCGGUGUCGCAAAGCUCAGAUGAAGAUUUUGUCGUUCCUAAAAACGAAACGAAGUUGAAUGGCUUUGGCAAGGCAUGUGUCGUCCCGGCAAUCAAUAGUUUCCUCUCUUCAGAUGACAGCUCUGAGGACGAAGAAAAGCCGGAAAUCACAAAACGAAACAAGAAGCCUGCUAAAAAGGCUGCUACAGUGCCUGCCAAGAAGGCUGCUGCGGCGCCUGUCAAAAAGGAUGCUGCGGCACCAGCUAAGAAGACUGCAGCAGCGCCUGCAAAGAAUUCGUCUCGAAGCGUGCUGAGCUCCGACUCUGAAAGUGAAUUUGAGGAUGUCGCUCCUGUAAAGCCAGAAGUGGUUCAAGUGCCAAAAAUUUUGGCCGAAGUUUCUCAGCUAACUGACAGUGAGUCUGAUUUGGAAGAUGUACCAGCUCAGAAUUUGUUUGAGCUGUUUCCAAUGCUUAAAAAGCAAAACGAAGUGAAAGUUGAAGAGAAAAAGGUCAAGGCUAAAGUGGAGGAGAAAAAAAUCGACUCUUCGACCUUGAAUGUGUCCCAGCUGCUGGCGAUGGGAGAGACCCAAGAGCCAGUUCCUUCAACAAGCAAAUCUGAGCCCAAGGAGCGGAACAAUCGCUCCAAAUCUAAGAAAAAACAGAAGGGCGCUGACUCUGACGGGUCAGAUUGGGAAGAAGUGGAGCAUGGACAGGAGCAGAGCUUCCCCAAGGAAGGCGUCGAGGUGAACAUCGAGACGGAGACCGGGCUCAAGAAGAAAAAGACUAAAAGCAUGGACCUGGAGGCAAUCAUCAAGAGGAGGAUCAACCAGAUUCGCAGGGAAAAGCAGGUGGAGCUGCAUAAGGCCUCGCUGCUGUGCUGUCUCUGCCACGGAAUGUACAUCAAUAAGAAGCUCAACUCUCCCACACUGAUGGCUGUCGCACUUUCCAUUCUGCCUUCCCAACACUGCUAUCCGCCGAAGAAAUGUGACUUGAGCUAUCUUGAGAAAAUUGUCUCAUGGUUCAAGAAAAAGAUAACUGUGACUGAUGGCAAAGAAGAUAAAAACCUUAACCUGGUUGAGCAGCUGGAGAGGAGUUUCCAGGAGAUGAAAGCACCAAACAAGAAGUUGCUGGUUCUCAUGUUUGUUGCAAUGAUGCGCUCCCUGGGCUUGAAGACAAGACUCAUUAUUUCUCUGCAGCCAUUGUCGUUGAAACCAAGCAGCCACGAUCUGUUGGCGGUGAAUGCAAAACCAGAAGAAAGCAAGAGUAACAAGGAGGUGGACAAGAAAACUGAUAAGACGACCAAGGAGUCACAAAAGAAGAAGGAAGAGAAACCGUCAAAGAAGACAACUAAAGCUGCUCCAAAAAAGUCGACUGUGGAGCAAAAGAGUGGGAAAGCAGCUGCAAAGCCAAAGCGGCAGAAAAAGGAGAAGGAAAGCAAAUACUUCUCAGGGAAAUCCGAAUCAAGCCCUGAUGUGGAGCAGAAACUCAAAUCCCUGCGUAAGAGAAAGACAGAAAAAUAUGCAGAGGCAUCUUCUGAAUCUGAUAUUGAGACAACCAAGUCGAGCAAGUCAAAGAAGAAAUCCAAUGCUGCAAAGAAGGAGGAAACCAGCGAUGAAGAUGAUUUCAAACCAGAAGUGCUGAAAAUCAAGAAAAAUUCCAAGAUUUCUGUUGCUGACAGAAGAAUCCUUUCCACUGAUUCUGAAAGAUCAAACUCUCCUCAAGUCUCUAAAAAAGGCAAGGUUGGAAUUGAUUACUGGGCUGAGGUCUUUGCUGAGAUGGAGGAAAAGUGGAUUUCGAUUGACAUAGUCAGCGGAAAGGUUCACUGUGUUGAACAUCUUUAUUCAAAAGCGUCAACACCUGUGUUGUAUGUGAUGGGCCUUGACCAGACGGUGAGAGAUCUGUCCCGCCGCUACUGUCCACAAUACCACACCUCAACCAGGAAGCAGCGAGUUGACCAAGCCUGGUGGGAAGAGGCUAUCAAUCCCUUCUAUGGGAAAAAAUCAGCAUUUGACAAAGAGGAGGAGGAAGAAAUGAACAAGCAUCUGCAAGACCGACCAGUUCCCAAAACACUCUCAGAGUUAAAAAGCCAUCCUCUUUACUGCUUAAAGCGGCACCUUUUGAAGUAUGAGGGAAUUUACCCUCCGGAUGCGCCUCCUCUGGGCUGGUUCAAGGAUGAACCAAUUUUCGCCAGAGAAUGCGUGUUUGUCCUCAGAUCCAGGGAAACUUGGUUGAAGGAGGCCAAGGUGGUUAAGCCCAAACAGGACCCUUACAAAAUCGUCAAGUCGAGGCCCAAGUAUGACAGGAUGAGUGGUCAGAUGGUUGAUGGUCAGCCACUAGAACUCUUUGGUCCUUGGCAAACUGACGAUUAUGUUCCCCCUACUGCAAAGGAUGGCAAAGUUCCUCGCAACGAGUAUGGAAACGUUGAGCUGUUCAAGCCCUGCAUGCUUCCAAAAGGAACAGUUCAUAUUCCAAUCAGCACGUUGAACAAGGUCGCCAAGAAACUUGACAUCGAUUGUGCACCUGCCAUGGUUGGCUUUGAUUUUCACUGUGGAGGUUGCCAUCCAGUUUUCGAUGGUUUCAUUGUUUGUGAGGAGUACAAGGACACGCUUCUGGAUGCACAUCGCCAGGAUGAAGAGGAAAAAGCAAAACGAGGCGAGGAGAAGAGGCUGAAGCGGAUCUACGGCAAUUGGAAGAAACUGAUCAAUGGCUUGCUGAUUAGAGAGAAAAUCAUGAAAAAGUACGAUUUUGGUCAAGGCUCAUCUGGUAAAGAGAAAGAGAAAGGGCCAAAAGAGGCCGGCGAGUCGUCUUCCAAUUCCAAGGGGACUGCUCGCAAGCUGAAGCAGCCUGUGAAGAGGAAGAAGCAAGAAAGUGAAGACUCUUCUGAUUCAUCCUAAGGUCUGUCACUUUUUCCUUUUGAAAGUAUUCAUUUGCUCAGGGUAGAUUUACAUUGUAUUCCAUGCUUAAAAUCAACAAUAUGUGAUUACAUCACCUUUUUAUAAGAGCAGCUUAGCAGCUUAAAAUGUAUAUUUCAUUUAUUGAUGUACAACUUUGUUUAAUGAAAUUUCUACAAUAUUA